AUGGACCCCUCCAACCCAGCUGGGCCAGCUCCCAUCGAAACCCCCCCUGCGCCGCCCAUCGAUCCCUCAAUCUUCUCUGAACGUCUAAGCGACACCCUUACUGCGACCACAUUUCCCACCUCUCCGUCCGCGUUUUCAUCAUCCUCGCUCUUAUCGCCCUCCGAUCUCCCCGCGCAUCCGGCAUCGCAAGCAAUACCCAGGCGCGAUCAAUCAACCUCUACUCUAAACAAGCGCUCCUCAACUGAUUCUCUCCGAUCAACACAGCUCGGGGGUCCCAGCUCUUCCCGGCCCAGUAUGUCGCGUCGAGCGUCGUCCACGUUCGCGACGUCACUCAACGCCAACGGGAUAACAACGUCCAGUAUUGCAGCUGAACACUUCAAAAAAGAAGUUGAGCACCACCAGUCCGCCGACCUACAAUCUCAAACCUUGGUGGUCAUUCACGAUGCGUGUUACGGCCAUCGCUUUUCGCGUCCUCGCACUCCUCGCGCCGCGUUGAGCUCGAUUGUGGAGCGGCCGGAGCGCAUUCAGGCUUGUGUCGUGGGUAUCUCCGCUGCCUUCGUUCGCCUUGCCCAAAGACAUGCUGGAGGAUCGUCUGCCCCUCACCCAGACCUGGACCUACAGCAGCUUCCUGUUCCCCCCUUUCAGAUCCGCAAGACAACAAGGACAUUGCCAUUGAACUCGACGGCCGUUACAAAUGUACAUGGGACGAAAUGGAUGGAGGAUCUCAGAACAAUGUGCGACGCUGCGGAAUCGCGUCUUGCAGUGAAUGGCAAGGAACUAGUACGGCCUCGCAGUACUGGCAAAGACGACACCUCCGGGGCUCCUGCACCGGCCUUCCAUGAGGGGGAUCUUUACUUGUGCUCGGAGUCGUUGAACGCUUUCGAGGGAGCGCUGGGCGGCGUGUGCGAGGGUAUUGAUGCGGUGUUCGGGCCAGGGCCGACGAAGCGCGCAUUCGUUGCAAUAAGGCCUCCAGGUCAUCAUUGUUCUUCGGACCAUCCUUCAGGAUUUUGCUGGAUUAACAAUGUCCAUGUGGGAAUUUCUUACGCUGCGAUGACCCAUGACCUCACGCAUGCUGCAAUCUUGGAUUUCGAUCUACACCACGGCGACGGUGGGCAAAACAUCACUUGGGAGCAGAACAGGAAGGCCUUAGCUGCUCCCAAGAAUGCAGGAGCUCACAAGAAAGCUAUGAUUGGGUAUUUCAGCUUGCAUGACAUCAAUUCGUACCCUUGCGAGAUGGGCGAAGCGGAUAAAGUGCGCAACGCGAGCGUUUGUAUCGACAGGGCACAUGGGCAAUCCAUCUGGAACGUGCAUCUUGAGCCGUGGAACACAGAACAGGACUUUUGGGACCUUUAUUCUGCCAAGUACACUGUCCUGCUAGACAAGGCCCGUGCCUUUCUAAAAAUGCAUACUGAACGUCUAGCGAGCGCUCCGACUGGACCCGCGCCGAAGGCAGCCAUCUUCCUCUCGGCCGGGUUCGAUGCUAGCGAAUGGGAAAGCGCGGGUAUGCAGAGACACAAGGUCAAUGUGCCAACCGAGUUCUACGCUAGAUUCACGGCCGACGUUGUCCGGAUGGCGGAGGAAGAAGGACUAGGUGUUGAUGGACGGUGUAUUAGUGUCCUUGAAGGAGGGUACAGCAACAGGGCGCUGAUAUCAGGCGCCUUGUCUCACUUAUCAGGGCUUUCAGAUACGCAAAGCGCACAGUUGACCGGCGAUAACUCCAUCGACCGUUUGGCGACCGAAAUGACAGAUCGUCUUGGUUUGGCCGAUAACGUACCCACUGAAAUGCCGGUUUACCAUGCCGCUUAUGACCAGGAAUGGUGGUCUCCACCUCUAUUAGAAGAGUUGGAGGCUCUGGUGUAUCCGGCUCUUUCGCCUAGCAAGCCUAAAGAGAAGUCGGCCCCGACGUAUUUUGCUCCGACGCAGUCAUUUACCGCAAAAGUCGUUCUUCCAAGCAGGGAUCGGAAAUCUACAGGUUCACAUGCCAGCUUAGAGCUGGAGCAGCCGCCUCUACCGCCAGUCGAUUGGGCUGUAGCAGCACAUGAGCUGUCCAAGGUUUUGAUACCAAGUGAUAGACAGACCGGUAGCUGUCGGCCUGAAGAACUCAAUGAAAAGGCUUCGCGAUUGAGACGUGAACGUCAUGCCGGCAGCACUGGUGCUCGCGAUGCAGCGGGAACUCCAACUAAGCCUGUGGCAGGGGAGGAAAAGAUGCAGCUCCGCGUAAGAAAGCCCAAAGUUUCCGCUCCUAGCACACCGAGACCUGAGACUCCGGCACGCCGAACUAUCAAGAACAGCCGUAGGACAACACUUGACUCUCCCAGCGUUACCUCGGAGCCAUCCAAAUCCCCUGGACCGCGCACUUCACGAAGAAAGAGUGCAAAUUCGACCACUGCCAGUACGUCUUCUGCUACCGAGCAAGAUCUACCCCCUCCAAGACCGUUGUCGCAGGGUUCGGUCACCAUACGCAAGACUGCUGCUUCCAAAGCUGCAGCGUCGCGUUCAACAACUCCCAAACGCGCUGCGAGUCAAAAGAAACCACCAGCUGUACCCCGGGUACCUAGUACGUUUCUCUCUGCAACGACUCCGGAGGAGCACUCGAUCGCAUCACAGGCUACAUCUGACGCCAGCGAGCGGGUGCUUGACGACAUGGAUCAACUCGCCUCUAACGUUCAAAAGCUGAGCAUAAAACUCAAAUUGCCUUCUCCUGAAGAGAACGCUUCACGAGAAAUGAAGGCAGCAGAGGACCGCAAACGUAGGGCCCCCAAGGGUCCUUCCAAAGCGCCUCGGUCCCUCAAGAAAGCAGCAGCGCGUAAUCAGCCCUCGAAUACUGAUUCGAAGACGACGCCUCAGCUUCCAGUGAGCACUUCCCAGGACGACACUCCGCUACCGGACGUCCCUAGACAACCGUCUACAUUGGCUACCGAGACAGAAUCAGUCACUGAAAGACUAACAAGCGAUUCCUUUGUGACUCCGGUAGCGUCAUUGCCCACUGCAUCCACCACUCCGGUCAUAGAGACUACAAAACCCAUACCAGUGGAUGAAGAGCAUCGUCCGCUUCAGGAGCUCUUUCUGGGACGAACAACCUCAUCGCAGAGUUCGAAUGCAAACGCAGGCAUCUCGCCGCCUCUUACCCCUGGGCCUGCGAGCAAUGCGACAAGUCCCCCGUCCAUGUUGUUCUCACCCCCUGCUUCUGUGUCUGUGACAAAACAUGGCCUUCCUGGGCUCACGUCUUCUGGACCGAUCCCAUUUGCUCCAUCGGAAGCUUCUAGUCCAUUGACCGUGUCCAACACUGAGCCUAACUGA
This is a messenger RNA of Aspergillus mulundensis, 3300 nucleotides long. Its product is annotated as histone deacetylase hosB. The transcript has a single exon. Gene Ontology annotation, cellular component: nucleus. Gene Ontology annotation, molecular function: histone deacetylase activity. Lineage: Eukaryota; Fungi; Ascomycota; Eurotiomycetes; Eurotiales; Aspergillaceae. The coding region runs from base 1 to 3300 and encodes 1099 amino acids. The record is from RefSeq and is a predicted model, not a curated record.